Messenger RNA from Cajanus cajan (pigeon pea), 1559 nucleotides. Its product is annotated as transcription regulator/ zinc ion binding protein. Gene Ontology annotation, molecular function: zinc ion binding. The record is from RefSeq and is a predicted model, not a curated record. Gene Ontology annotation, cellular component: nucleus; RQC-trigger complex. Gene Ontology annotation, biological process: rescue of stalled cytosolic ribosome; positive regulation of DNA-templated transcription. Lineage: Eukaryota; Viridiplantae; Streptophyta; Magnoliopsida; Fabales; Fabaceae.
UGCAAGAAAAAACGGCCUCCAUGACAUAAGCCGAUAAGCGCAGCGGCUGAGAGAGGAGAUGGAAUCGGCGGGGGAGUGGCUGGAGAAGGCGCUGGUGGAGUUAUGCUCGAAGAUAGAAACAGGUUUGGGUUUAGGUUUGGACGAAGAGAUCAUUAAAGGCCUCGUUUCUUAUUGCGACCUUGCUCAGCCACGAGAUGCUAAAGAGUACCUUGACAAUAUAAUUGGUCAGGAAGCAGGGAAAACUGUGAUUGAAGAAUAUUUACGACGGAGAGGGCACUCAGAAUUCGGUACCAGCUCAGAUGUUCCAACCACCAAAUUACAUGCAUAUGUCAAACCGCCUUCAGUUGAGACAUCUGCUAGUGGCACUAAGAAAUCAUUUAGAACACCAAAAGCAGGGGCGCCGGGCCGAAGUAAUCAGGCAGAACCCAACAAGAAUGCAGUUAGAAGUAAUCAGGAGAAUCAGGCUCCAGCUGCAGGCAGUGAAUCAAGAACAUCACAAAAGGGAAACCAAGUGAGUUCCAAAAAGAAGAAAGCUGGGAAAGCCGUCUCACUUGCUGAGGCUGCCAAAGGGUCAAUUGUGUUCCAGCAGGGAAGACCAUGCGCUUGUCAAGCACGUCGGCACAGGCUGGUCAGCAAUUGCUUGUCUUGUGGAAAAAUAGUUUGUGAACAAGAAGGAGAGGGGCCUUGCAAUUUUUGUGGCGCACUUGUGUUAAGAGAGGGUAGCUCAUAUGCUGGUCUGGAAGAAAGUUUGCCUCCCUUGUCAGAUGCUGAGGCUGCUGCUGAAGCUUAUGCAAAGAGGCUUGUUGAUUAUGACCGAAAUGCUGCAGCUCGUACAACAGUUAUUGAUGACCAAAGUGACUACUAUGAGAUUGAUGGAAACAGUUGGUUGUCAAAGGAGGAAAAAGAAAUGUUGAAGAAGAAACAAGAGGAGAUGGAAGAAGCUGAGCGAGCCAAACGGAAUAGAGUUGUUGUGACUUUUGAUCUAGUUGGCCGCAAGGUUCUUGUGAAUGAAGAUGAGGUUUCAGAAUUGCAGUCGGAAAAUAGAAUAUUACGUCCACAAGAUGAAAGGGAAAUGAACCGUAUCAAACCAAACCCAACUCUUAAGAUUCAACCGGUUUUUGUGGACUUGGGCUUCAGUAGGAAGUCUGCUAAAGAUAGGCAAUCACACAAAGGCAUAAGCAAGGGCUUGUGCUUGGAGAUUACUGGGAGGGUGCAGCAUGAUAGCAAUGACCCGAAGCAUUUUAUGAGGGAAAGCCAAUUGGCAACAGCUUCAAAUGAAAAUGUUUGGCAAGUAUCUUCGGGAAAUGGAGGAGUGUACGUUGAAGAUGAUGGUGAAUGUUUACUGAACUAUAAUAAGUAAAGUGCCUUAUCCAACUUUUUAUUGGUACAUUUUUCAUUUGCUUUCUCCCAUUUUCUUUUUGACUGGCACGUGUAAGUCAUGAAAUUAAUGGUCCUAAUUACUUUUUUCAGAAAGAAAGUUGAGAAUUUUAGGCAGCUUUAUUUCUUCUCACAAAAUGUUCAGAUGCCAAUAUCAAUCUACUAUUAUCUAUAUAUUUGUA